This is a messenger RNA of Parnassius apollo (apollo), 876 nucleotides long. Lineage: Eukaryota; Metazoa; Arthropoda; Insecta; Lepidoptera; Papilionidae. The record is from the annotation of a GenBank genome assembly.
AUGUAUUCCAAGAACCACAAUACAACAAGAACCAGUUCGCCCGUUCCGUCUACUAGUUCAUCUAUUACUAAUGAACCUGCUAAGACAGAAAAUAACUUCAUGGAAUUGUCUGAAUCUGCAAUUUACGAUGAUACUGGUACUGAAUCCUCCAUAGAUGGUGGUCGUCAGAGUAAAGACUUGUGGAAACAAACUACACUCAUAGAUAUGUUUGAAAGAAGUUCAAGCUAUGAAGCAGGGGGUCAAAAAACUAGCCAAAUAAAUCAAGCUUUGAUCUACAUGAUCUGCAAAGACAACAUGCCUCUAUCUUGUGUAGAAAAGGCAAGCACGGAGAAUGCACACACAGCUGAUUGUAUAAAAGAAUGCUUUGAAAAUAUUACCGAAGAGUUCACAAUAGAAAAGGAUUGCAUUUUAUCAAUCACCACUGACGUUGGUGCUAACAUGGUCACUGCAGUGAAACAAUAUUUGGGAGAUGGAAAAAGAAUUCCUUGCAUGGCGCAUUUGCUGAAUUUAAUAGUGGAUGGGGCAACAAGAGAUAAUGGACCAGUUCUACAAAUUGCCAAUCGUGUCAAAGCCAUCGUAACAUAUUUUAAACAAUCUGUAAACGCAAUGGACGAUUUACGAGCAGAGCAAGAGGGAACAAAGAAAGAGGGAGAAGUGUUAACACUUAUACAAUCAGUAAGCACAAGGUGGAAUUCUUGUCUUGACAUGUUGGAAAGAUUUAAUACAUUAUCAGCUAUUGUGGCUAAGAUUUUGGCAACCAGGCGGAAUGCACCUGAUAUGAUAACUUCUUCAGAGUUAAGUGUCAUACGAGAUCUUAUAAUGUUGCUUACCCCAUUUAAGCAAGCUAUGAAGAAAUUAGCGGCGAUCAGUACGUGA